UAGGGUCACGCCCCUUGAUGAGAAGGAGCUGCUAAUUUUUGCAGUGAGAGAGAGGUAGGCAGCCAGCAAAACAGCAGGGCCGGCCGGAUUAAAAAAGACAAACAAUAAAGAGAACUAAGUAAAAGCGAAAGAGUCUCGAAGAAUGGAAGUGCAGAAAAGACUAAAGGCCAGUAUCGGUCCUUACCUGCUAGAAGACGCCGUGGAAAUUGGAGAGGCGAUCGAGAAAGGCGCUUACUCUAGCACCGUCCGGGUCAGAUGGCAGGGAACAGAGUACCGAGGCAACAAGCUACACGACGUUCACCUCAGACUAGAAAAGAAGAAAGGCGGAGAAGAGUUACUGGGCAGGUUGAGACGCCAUUGCGAGCUAGUCUUCAGUCUAAAUCAUCCUAAUUUAGUACAACAUAUCGGAGUAGCACUCUCCACGCAAGAUGGCCCUGCACCUAUACUAAUUACUCCAUCUCUCCCAACUAAUCUGGCUAACAUUAUAAGUGCCAAUACUCGCCUACCACCUGCGGUGUCACACUCAAUUUUACGAGAUGUCUCCCAAGGUCUGGCCUAUUUACAUAAUCGGCCCAAAGCCCCCGUACCCCAUGGGUCCUUAUCAGCUAAUAACGUAUUACUAACGCGUGGGCUGGAAGCGAAAUUAUCGAAUCUUGGCGUCGCAGCCAUCUUGGAGUCGGGUUCAGGCGGAGGCUCGAAAGGGGCUGCUAUAAUCGCUCAUACGAAGACUCCCGAACAAACUUGUUAUGCUCCUCCUCCAGAGGAACAACCCCUCACCAUGGCCGGGGAUGUUUUUUCAUUCGGGGUCCUCGUCCUUCACAUACUGUCUGGGAAAUACCCCAUACCCACGGGCGAGGGGAAAAAGGAAAUCGAGAGACGAGGAAUGUACAUCAGUCAAAUCCCGGAAAAAAAUAAUCUCCUUCCACUCGUGAAGGAGUGUCUUCAAAAUGAUCCAGCUCAACGACCACUUGCCCUCACACUUGUCGAGCGUCUCACUCGGUUCUCUUCAGAGCAACCCCUACCUUUUCAGACAUCACUCGAGCUACUGAUAACAAUGGAGAGACGAGAAGGAGAGCUUGUUACUAUGGUGAGCCAGCUUAGAGCUGGGCAGGAGGAGGUGGAAGGCUUUGGAAGAAGAUUGAGUACUUACGACGAGCAAUUGGCAACCAUUAAAGAGCAGAUGAAGAAAAUGGAGGAAGAGCUAGUUGGAGGUUUGGAGGGAAAGACACCUCAAGCAGCAGCUGUUAACAGCUUGUUGCAGCCACCAUUGGAACUAACCACAUCCAACAGAUCGGGGAAAAAUGACAAGGAGUCAAGUAGUGGCUCUCCAAUCCUCAAACCAACCCAAAGUGUCUUUCAUUGGAAGAGAGCGUCCCCAGCUCCAGUUGGCAUGCACAGUGCAAGUGCAAUUGUAUUGGAAGGAAAGCUGUAUAUUGGAGGAGGAAUGACUAAAGAUUUACAAUCAGAUCGUAUACUAUAUGAGUAUGACAUCAGUGGUAUGGUACACAAAUGGACUGCACUGCCAACUUGCCCCAUCGCUUACUUUUCCAUGGGCGUGGUCAACAAGACUCUUGUACUGGUGGGCGGGUUGGAGAUAAUGACGAGAAAAACGUCCAACAAGCUCUUCAUGUGGGACAAGGAGAGACAGGAGUGGUGUAAUACCCUACCCUCCAUGAAUGUAUCGCGUCAAAACCCGUGUGUCGCCUCGCAUAAUCUGUCACUUAUAGUUGCUGGUGGCUAUAGAAACAAGCAAGUCUUGGCUGACGUCGAGGUUUUCGAUCAAGCGACAUUCCAAUGGAUCUCAUUUCCUCCUCUUCUUGUCCCCACGUCCUGUGCUAGCUGUUGCGUCGUGCGAGACAUUCUUUAUAUCCUGGGCGGGUCCCUCUACGGGGAGGGCGGAGCUUCAAAUGUCGUCCAGACUAUACCAUUAACCGGCGACCCUUCAUCAGUCGGCUGGUCGCUUGUACAAAACGCUCCUCUUACGAAAUCCUACGCUGUGCCUUCUAGUAACUUCUUACUAGCGGUGGGUGGGGCUAUGGCUGGUUCUAAUACGCCCACUCGAAGUGUGUAUGUUUAUUUUCCGGAGAUGAGUAGGUGGAGCUUUCUUUGCGAAAUGCCCACUGCUCAUGCUAAGUGUAUAGCAGCUGUUCUCUCGGCUGGUCGAAUGAUCGUCAUCGGAGGAAACGAAGAGCACGCGAUGAAAGUUGAAUGUGGAACGACGGUCGAAUUAUUAUCAGUUUAAGAAGAAGUACAUGUUCUAUAACACAGUAAUAGAUUAUUAUUAUUAUUAUUAUUAUUAUUAAUGGCAUUAUUAUAUUGAAACUGGCUAUUCUUUUUAUAAUUACACAAAAGCUCUUCUGAGCUUUGAUAAUUUCUACCGUUUUGAAUGUACUCUCUUUAAUUUUAAUUGUUAGUAUUACUAUUAUUUUUAUUUUUAGAGCCAUUUUAACCAUUCGCUUAUGAAGAAUUUUGAUUUAUUAUUAUUAUUAUUACUAAUAUUGUUUUUAUGUCAUAUAACUUGCAUACUUAUUUCAUGCAGGUCCUUUUUAAUGAAUGACAGGUGAUAUAGUGCUCACAUUAUUAUUAUUAAAUUGCAAUGAAUAAAAA
This is a messenger RNA of Amphimedon queenslandica, 2607 nucleotides long. RefSeq names its product mitogen-activated protein kinase kinase kinase-like. Gene Ontology annotation, biological process: protein phosphorylation. Bases 143 to 2242 code for a protein of 699 amino acids. The transcript has 3 exons. Gene Ontology annotation, molecular function: ATP binding; protein serine/threonine kinase activity; protein binding. Lineage: Eukaryota; Metazoa; Porifera; Demospongiae; Haplosclerida; Niphatidae. The record is from RefSeq and is a predicted model, not a curated record.